AUGGGCCAAUCUCAGUCUUCAGAGCCGCCUAAAGAGGUCCCGAUCGAACAACUGAGCCAUGAACUGGCACUUCGCUUUGCAGCCAAAAGCUUCACGCAUUUGGAAGUGACUCAUUACAAGGACAACUUCAAGGCUUUGGCCGACCACCAGGAAGACGUCGAGUACUGGAAGGAAGACACAUUGUGUCGAUUUCUCGCCUUGCCAGAAUCCCUACAGGCGGGUCCAGUCCUGUAUCAGAUGUGUAUCUAUCUUGGGGCAUUCCCAUUUCCCAGCCUUGCACCAUGUAUAUUGACACGGGAGGCGAUGUUGAAGGUCAUCACGAUUAUGACUGGUAGGUACAAGAAGAUUCUCAAACGAGGUGACCAGGACAAAGCCAAAUUACUUUUCCGAAGUCUUGCAGUCUUUGAUCGCACCGCCAGCCUUUCUUCUCCUUUGGAGAAGCCGAAGAUGGAUGAUAUCGUCAACGAGCAACUACCUGAUGAUAUGAAGGCGGAGAAAUCCAUCGGCUCACAUGUCUCUGGCUUUGCAAUUGACGAACCGGCCAAUGAUGACGAGGAAGAGGACGAAGAUGACCUUGCUCUCGCCGCACUUGACGCGUUAGAUGCCAUCGAAGUGUUCAAGCAGGAUCAAAAAGUUGACCGCAAGAUUCACCACUCGAUGAUUCCCAUAGAUAAUUUCAAGAAGCUGGUCAAGCUUCUCCUCCUUCUCGCAGGGAUGGAACCGUUGACUCCACUUGGCAUCUAUGGAGAGAGCCUCACACCAGCGAAGCUUCAAGCCCUUGACACAUCUGCCGACGCGAUUGUUGCAGCAUUUGAUCCCGACCCACAGACGAAAGGUAUCCGAUACUCCAAAUUUGUGCAAACCAUCACCUCCACACUCCCAGACCUGUUUGACCCGUUUAAUGCGCUCUUCGAGCAUUUCCUCUUCAGCAAGAACAUCAAUUUAUCCAAACACCGGGAUGCGUCUCUUGACCAAGAUGCCCCUAUCCCUAUAAGACCCUCACCUAUUCACAGAGGCUCAACCGACGAUGACGACAACAAAAACUCGAGCACCGACUCAACCGAUUCGAUUCUAAACGACACACUCCUCUCCCAGAUCUCCACGAGCCUCAACCUCACGACACCGAAUGGAGUCCAGUCCAAUAUAUUCACAUCAGGCGCCUGCUUCGACCAGCUCUACUCGACGUCCAGCCACGGCACCUCUCUCAGCUCCUUCUCCCGGCAGGUCCUGUCCUGGCGAGCAAGCACUAUGGUCCUCAUCACCGGGACCACGAGCGAGAGCCCCAGCCACACCAUCACAUUAGCAGCCUACAUCCCCGCCCGCUGGACAGACUCCUCCCAGUCAUACUCGCACUCCACGGCAACCAUCAGCGCCGACCCAUCAACCCCCAAAGCCAGCCUCUUGAUGCUCCACCCGCGCCAAGCCCUCUUUCCGGCGAACCCGUACAGCCACAACAUGCCGGUCAGCUACUUCAGCACGAAAAUCGGCAUCGCUCUGGGCUGCGUGAUACCCACGGCACAGUCGCGGACGGCCCAGCAUGCGACGCCACCGGUACUCGGCCCAGUGGCCGUCCUCAUCGACAGCGACCUCGAGACCUGUACGUUCCAGCACGACGGCUCGCAAGGCAGCGGCGCGUUCGUCACGGAUCCGGGUCUCGAGCGCUCACAGCAACUUCAAGCUCGGUCAACAUCGUCCCCCUCCACUAAAAUCCCGCCUUCCAUUCCGCGGAAAGUAAAAUUUGACAUUGACGCGCUGGAAGUGUGGGGCGUCUCGAUCCCAGAUCCGGCGUCGGCGGAGGAUGAGGUGACGAAGCGGCGGAAGCUGCUGGCGUGGGAGGAAGCGGAGGCGGCGAGGCGGCGAGGAAUCAAUUUCGGCGGUGACAAGGACGGCGCAAGGGCCCUGCUUGAGAUGGCGGGCAUUGUGGGCGAUCAGGGUAAUCGCAGUGGUGGGAGCGUGUAG
This is a messenger RNA of Exophiala aquamarina CBS 119918, 1959 nucleotides long. RefSeq lists its product as uncharacterized. Lineage: Eukaryota; Fungi; Ascomycota; Eurotiomycetes; Chaetothyriales; Herpotrichiellaceae. Bases 1 to 1959 code for a protein of 652 amino acids. The record is from RefSeq and is a predicted model, not a curated record. The transcript has 2 exons.